GGGUACAGGGUAUCUCAAUAUCCCGUUAUCUAGUCCCGCAAGCUACACGUCUGUAAUCUCAAUGAUUCUCCUCUCGUCUCUAAGAAGCAACAAUAUCCGAGACCUCCUCGAGCUCAACCCUAUUAUGGUCAUCAUACAGCACAACCAACAGCGCCUCACCGCGCUCAUUAAUCGGACUCCCAGUCAUCACGGCUCUCUUCUGCAAGAACGGAGUAUCACAUCCCUCUACCUUGCCACCAGGAAAGUGGUCGCUCAAAUCAAGCGCCGCUUUCCCCUGGGGGUCUUUAGCCUGCGCAGGCGCUCCACGGCGAAAGCGGUUGUCCAAGGGCGGGUCUGAAAUCGAAGGAGGGAAUGUCUCCUGUACUUACGUUGCGAAGUUGAGAACAAGGAAAGUUUGUUAGUGGUCCUCUCUUGAAGAAAUUUAUAAAUUUUCAACAUCAAUUUCUAAAGUGAGCUCGAGGAGUCCAAGUGUAAUGUCGAGAUGACAGAUUAUCCAGUGGAAAGGAUG
Molecule: messenger RNA, 508 nt
Organism: Hyaloscypha bicolor E
Lineage: Eukaryota; Fungi; Ascomycota; Leotiomycetes; Helotiales; Hyaloscyphaceae
Exons: 1
Coding region: 62-337 (91 amino acids)
Source: RefSeq, a predicted model, not a curated record